Molecule: messenger RNA, 4881 nt
Organism: Artibeus jamaicensis (Jamaican fruit-eating bat)
Lineage: Eukaryota; Metazoa; Chordata; Mammalia; Chiroptera; Phyllostomidae
Gene: AMIGO1
Product: adhesion molecule with Ig like domain 1
Exons: 2
Coding region: 390-1850 (486 amino acids)
Biological process (GO): brain development
Molecular function (GO): protein binding
Source: RefSeq, a predicted model, not a curated record
CGCGCGCGGUGCUCGCUGCCCCCUCGCCUCUCCCUGCGCUCGGAUCGCGGCUCCUCCCGCUCCCCGCACCGCUCCGCGCCGGACCCGCGGACCGGGAGGCGGCGGCCGUGAUCGGUGGGCUCCCGCGAACACAGCGGCGCAGGCGGUGGGGCCCGGGAAGGGGCGCAGCGGAGCUCGGCGAGUCCGCGGGAGGCGAUGUUGCUGCGCGCGGGCCCCUGCGUAAGGCGGACGCCGCGACAGGCCGGCCGGUGAGGCGCCGCCUGGGGAGGCCGCGACGGAGCGCCCGGACCCGCCAUGGGCUGAGACACGUCCUCGCCGAGCAGAACAUGCCUGGGUGACCUUGCUCCCAGAUCUUCCUGGUGGCCUUCCUCGCCCUCCCCAGUGACACUAUGCACCCCCAGCGUGACCUGCGAGGCCUGUGGCUCCCACUGCUGUCCUGGUUCCUGCUCUUCUGUGAGACGACCGAAGCUGGCCGGGCCCUGGUUAGCUGUCCUGCCGCCUGCUUGUGUGCCAGCAAUAUCCUCAGCUGCUCCAAGCAGCAGCUGCCCCACGUGCCCCAUGCCUUGCCCAGCUACACGGCUCUGUUAGACCUCAGCCACAACAACCUGAGCCGCCUGCGGGCUGAGUGGACCCCCACGCGCCUGCCCCACCUGCACUCCUUGCUGCUGAGCCACAACCACCUGAACUUCAUCUCCUUGGAGGCCUUUUCCCCAGUGCCCAACCUGAGAUACCUGGACCUCUCCUCCAACCAGCUGCGGACACUGGAUGAGUCCCUGUUCAGUGAGCUGCAGUUCUUGGAGGUGCUGCUGCUUUACAAUAACCACAUCAUGGCCGUGGACCGCUCGGCCUUCGAGGAUGUGGCCCAGCUGCAGAAACUCUACCUAAGCCAGAACCAGAUCUCCCGCUUCCCUCUGGAACUGGUCAAGCUCCCCAAGCUGACGCUCCUGGACCUCUCCUCCAACAAGCUGAAGAUGCUGCCGCUGUCCGACCUGCAGAAGCUGCCCGCCUGGGUCAAGAAUGGGCUGUACCUGCACAACAACCCCCUGCACUGCACCUGUGAGCUCUACCAGCUCUUCUCGCACUGGCAGCACCGGCAGCUGAGCCCCGUCGUGGACUUCCAGGAGGACCUGCACUGUGUGAGCGCCAAGAAGCUACACAGCGUCUUCAGUCUCAACUGCAGUGAGUACAAGGAGCAUGCCUGGGUGGCCCACCUGGGGGACGCCGUGACCAUCCAUUGUGACACCAGGCAGCAGGGCAUGACGAAGGUGUGGCUGACACCCAGCAACGAGCGGGUGCUGGAUGCUGUGGCCAACAGCACGAUGACGGUGUUCGAGAACGGCAGCCUGCAUUUCAGGCGCGUGCAGGUCGAGGACGGGGGUGUGUACACCUGCUACGCCUCAGGGGAAGCUUUCAACGAGACCCUGUCGGUGGAGCUGAAGGUGUACAAUUUCACCUCGUAUGGACACCACGACACCCUCAACACGGCCUAUACCACCCUCGUGGGCUGUAUCCUCAGCGUGGUCCUGGUCCUCAUAUACCUGUACCUCACCCCCUGUCGCUGCUGGUGCCGGGGUGUCGAGAAGCCUUCCAGCCACCAAGGAGACAGCCUCAGCUCGUCCAUGCUGAGUACCACACCCAACCACGAUCCUAUGGCCGGUGGGGACAAGGAUGAUGGUUUUGACCGGCGGGUGGCCUUCCUGGAACCUGCUGGCCCCGGGCAGGGUCAAAAUGGCAAGCUCAAGCCAGGCAACACCCUGCCGGUGCCCGAGGUGGCAGGCAAGGGCCAGCGGAGGAUGUCGGAUCCGGAGUCGGUCAGCUCGGUCUUCUCUGACACGCCCAUUGUGGUGUGAGCAGGGUGGGUGGGCGGGGACGUUCUGCCCCAGGAGAGGUAAUGCACCCCUGAAGGAUUUGAGGGGAUGGAAGAGAGGGCUGGCUGCCCCAGGGAGUGGGUUUUCCCUGACCUCAAGAGAAUUGGUCACGGGCACAAGAGCAAGCAAGACCCCAGCCGGGGGUGUGGCUGCCCUGAGUUUCAAACAGGGGCGUAUCACUCCCCAGGCAGAUGCUACACCCCUGCGCGAAGCCCCUGCGCUGGUCUGUCAGCGCGCUGGAGGAGGGGCGCGUCCCAGCUGGGUGGGAAUGAGGAAGAGGUUGGGGGAAGAGCAGAUGCCCUAAACUUUUCAAGAUCAUCCCUAGCUCCUUAGGAGAAAGUCAUUUGGGGGGAAAAUCCCUUUUUUUCUAUUCCUGCCUACCCCCAACACACACACCUGUGACGUUGGGCGGGUUCGGGGAGCUUCCACGGGGGAACCCAUAGGGGGAGAGUCGUAGUGUUUUCUGUGGUCGGGAGGUCACACUUCACAGUAAGGAAAUCAAAAGCCUCUGGAAAAAUGAGUCAGGAAAAGGCUGAGACCUCCAGCACUAGCCCUCUCCCGGGCUGCUGCGAGACUUCCCGAUGCCUCGUGCUCCCUGGCCAGCCGUGCGGGGUGUGGUGUCGGUGCCCUGUCCUGGGACCAGAGGCACGGAGGGGCCCUCAGCGCAGGCGCGGCAGGAAACCCGUGGAUGGGGGUGAACUGCACACUGGCUCGUUUCCCGGGUGGGGAGACCGGGUUAGCGUUUGGUGCCAGCACCUGUGUGUCAGGCCUGGGUGGGGCCCGCUCCACACGAGAAGGAGGAGCGUGCAUCAGCCUCUCUUAGGUAGCGCCCUGCGGGCCCCGCCUGACUCUCGGGGUUCGCCAUCUCUUCCUUCGGCCUCCUUGUCAAGUUUGGGUGGGGUCCUGAGUUCUCCCCGACUGCUGCCCAGGCCCGGCUAGGCGAGGCCUGGGGACACAGAGGCAGGUGUCUCCUCUGUGCCGGCAAAGCUGCCUUGCUCCUCGUGGAGGUCUCGCCCGAGGAGAGACCAAAGCACGGGCGCUGUCACUGAGGGGUCGGAACUGCUUGGUCUCUGCCCAGUGCCGCAGUUUGGAGUGUGGCUUCGAGUUCUGUGUCUCCACAGGGUUCCAGGCAGUCUCGUAACGGGGACAGCCAGUGGCACUGAACCUUCAGAAGGGCAGCUCUGCCACCCACAGCACUGUCAGCCAGAGGUCUGUGCCAGAGAAACUUCUGAACAGGCUGACGCCCCACCCCACCCAGGGUUACAGAACACUUAGGGCCCAGAGGCAGCCGUCCCCCGGGACUUCUCCCUCUGACGGGGGGGCAUAAGCACUGGGAAGGCUGCUCUGAGCCUCAUCAAGGGCACAGACAAGGCAGAGGGGGAAGGUUCUCAGAUGUGGGUCGUUUUCACUCUGUCCCCUUCGCCCACCAGGCUCCCUGUCCAGUGGGAGUUAACCAGACCUGGUGUUCCAACCUGCUCCUUAGGUUCCAACAGGUGUCGUUUCCCUGCGGGCAAUAAGAGCGGCUGCUAGGAGGGCCUGACUCCUUGGGGAAGGGGACUGGAGCUCAACAUCUUCCCCCGCCCGCUCCUGGAGGUCAAGGCUGCUGCCCAUCCUUUCUCAGUACCCGGUUUUGUCUAGAGGUGCAGCAUUUCCCUCAGGUACCUGCAUGCUCAUAGGUGUGCACGCUUCUAGGUAUGCAUGCACUCAGCACCUUGGCCCCCAGGACAGUGACCCCUCAGUCCCCACUGAGGUGCAUUUCAGAAGGUCUCCACCUGUGUGCACGACGUGAUGCACACGUUUUCUUGCCCUGUAGGAGACAGUGAUCACGCCAGGCGCCCCAAAUAAACUCUUGUCCUUUUAAUUCAUUCUGAGAUCUCUGAAGCUUCACCCACGUCUCCAUGGUUCACCCGAGUUCUCUGCAAGGCCUGGAGUUGGGAGAACCACACAUGGAAGACCUCGGGAGAUGGGGCGAUGAGGAGCUAGCCAGUUCUUCAGGCCCUAAGGAGCCUUCCUUGGGUUAAAGACAGUAGAUGGGACGUAAAAGUGCAGCUAGGUCAAGGAAGGACCCAGAGGAGCUGGCGGGGGACCAGGUAGCUGUCAGUGGCUCUUCCUCUGUGAACUGCCCGGUAGGAUGGGGGCAGGAGGGAGAAGUCGUCUGGUUAAGUUCCAGAGGCCAGUUGUGGGGGAACAGGGACUCCCUGCUCACUUCGCAGGGAGCCUGUGAACAUCUCACCUCCAUGCCGGAGUGUCCCCUUGAGGAGCUGCCCGAGACUCUGAAAGUUGGAGUGUCAAAUGGAGCUGGCCGGCCGGGGCAGUCCAGCUGAGGCCUGAGGACGAGGAGGGCCCUUUUCUCCUUUUCAUACCCAAGUUGGGGACUAGGAAGAUGCCCCGAGGCCGUCAGUCCCUCUGCUCUGUCCACUAGCCUGGCCCCAGCUUGAGACACUGGUCGGUGUGCCUGGCUGCCCGCCAACCCCCACGACAGACUGAAUGAAUCAGCCUCUUCCGUGGUUUCAGUUGAUAGAACACAAAGGUCACUUUCUCCUUGGGGACCAAUUACCCAGCACAUGGAAGCUCCCUAGAACCCUGUGUAGGAAACUGCCUGGUGUGGCUCUAAGAACAGACUGAGCGAGCACCCCCACCGCUCCUCCUCCCCACACCCGUGAACCAUACAUGUCUCCCAGGAAGCAGGUGUCCCUGGAGACAGUACGACAGGGCUCAACAGUCUACGUGAUUGUUUGUGACCUUUUCCUUUGCCUGAGUUUAUGGGGCCCCUAGGAAGGGGCCAGGAAAAGGUACACCCCAGCCUGGGGAGGGCAAAGCCAACUGGCCCGUUUUCUGUGUGUUCUUACCUUUGUACUUCCUCGUGGCCCUGCUGGCGAAGCAGGCUGGCUUCCCUCCCCUGUGCAAACCCAGGGGCCUGUCCCUCCCCUGUGCAGACCCAGGCUGGCAAGCCUUGGAGCCUCUGGGCUCUGGAAACUAGACAACCACCAUUAAACCUGGCUUGAGUCUCUUG